Messenger RNA from Porites evermanni, 651 nucleotides. NCBI's taxonomy places the organism in Eukaryota, Metazoa, Cnidaria, Anthozoa, Scleractinia, Poritidae. The record is from the annotation of a GenBank genome assembly.
AUGAGAUCGAUGCAGGAAACCCUUGUUCGAUUUGCCGAUGGCCAGAGACACUCAAAAAGGCCAAGAUAUGAUGAAUUGUCUGACUCAGACACCGACUCGAAUAAUGACGCUUUUGAAUCAGAUAGCGACACGCUGCUUAAAAAAGGAGAGAAGAGUAACUCGACACGGUAGUCGAAAGAUGAUUUGCUCGACACCAUGAUCGCAAACGAUCUGAAUGCUGACGAGCAAACCGACCAAGAUGUUUCGAAAAAGCUCGCCAAACUCGUCAAUAAGAUAUGGUCGGAGAAACUAACUUCUGAUAAACACUCAGAGAAAUUAAAGAAACAUUCCCGACCCGGGAACCUUGAGAGCUUAGUUGCUCCACGUGUAAACCCCAAAAUAUGGGCAAACAUGAGCCAUACGGCCAAAAGCGUUGAUCUCAGAGAAGCCAACACUCAGAACAUCGUUUCUAAGGUGGGCACUAUUGUUGCAAAAUGUACUGACCAUUUGUUCACGGCCCGCGAAAAAGAUGCCAAGAAAAUUGACCUUGAUGAAAUGGUUAGUUUUCAUACGGAUGCUCUGGCGUUGUUAGGCCACUCGCAAUAUGAAUUAUCACUGAAAAGAAGCGAGGCGAUAAGACCUAGCCUCAAGAGAGAAUAUGCAGCGCUUUGA